AUGAGAAGCGCGAUCAUCUUGACCGGCGUUGCUGCCCUCGCAACACAGGUAGCAUCUCACGCGACUUUCCAGGACCUAUGGGUCAACGGCAAAGAUCAGCAGUCCACUUGUGCAAGGCUUCCCAACAGCAAUAGCCCAGUCACCUCGGUAGCAAGCAAUGACAUCCGCUGCAAUGCCAACCAAGGUCCAGCAGCCUCAAAAUGUAGCGUCCCUGCCGGCGGCACCGUCACCGUAGAGAUGCACCAGCAAAAUGGCGACCGCUCCUGCGCAAACGAGGCCAUCGGUGGUGCUCACUACGGCCCCGUCCUUGUCUACAUGUCUAAAGUCGCAGAUGCAUCCACAGCGGAUGGCUCGACCCCUUUCUUCAAGGUCUUCCAGGAUACGUGGGCGAAGAACACUGCGGGUGGUGGCGGUUCGGAUGAUUACUGGGGUACGAAGGAUCUGAACAAGAACUGCGGGAAGAUGGAUGUGAAGGUCCCCGCGAACCUGGCUCCAGGAGACUAUCUAUUAAGAGCGGAAGCUAUUGCGCUGCAUGCCGCGUCUGGUGCUGGGGGCGCUCAGUUCUACGUUACCUGUUAUCAGAUCACCGUCACUGGUGGCGGAUCAUCUUCACCUGCUGGCGUGUCAUUCCCUGGAGCUUACAAAGCUACCGACCCUGGUAUCCAGAUCAACAUCUACCAGAACCUCGCUUCGUAUGUCGCACCCGGUCCGGCAGUUAUCGCCGGUGGUACUGAAGCCGUCGCUGGAAGUGCUGGAUCAGCCGUCACUGCUACUGGUGGAGCGCCGGUUGCCACCGCUACCGCAACUACUAUGAAGACAUCUGCAGUAGCCACGUCUGCCGCCGCUGUGCCGACGAGUGGAGGCGGUGCUGGUGCAUGCUCGGUUGCAAAGUACGGUCAGUGCGGCGGAAAUGGAUACACUGGAUGCAAAACCUGUGCUUCAGGACUUACCUGCAAAGCUGGGGGUGACUAUUACUCACAGUGCGUCUGA
Molecule: messenger RNA, 990 nt
Organism: Alternaria atra
Lineage: Eukaryota; Fungi; Ascomycota; Dothideomycetes; Pleosporales; Pleosporaceae
Exons: 3
Coding region: 1-990 (329 amino acids)
Biological process (GO): carbohydrate metabolic process
Cellular component (GO): extracellular region
Molecular function (GO): cellulose binding
Source: RefSeq, a predicted model, not a curated record